This is a messenger RNA of Exophiala bonariae, 1137 nucleotides long. RefSeq lists its product as uncharacterized. The transcript has a single exon. The record is from RefSeq and is a predicted model, not a curated record. The coding region runs from base 1 to 1137 and encodes 378 amino acids. NCBI's taxonomy places the organism in Eukaryota, Fungi, Ascomycota, Eurotiomycetes, Chaetothyriales, Herpotrichiellaceae.
AUGGCCUCAUCGACCGGCAAGAUCGAGAUCCCAAAAUCCUCCGUCACCGUUGAUGUAUCAGUCAUCAAUAGCACGUCCUGGGUCGGCAAUGUCCCUCAUUGGUUCGUCUUUGAGCCAUUAUAUCCGGGGUUCGAAAGGAAUGGAGGCCCAACUUUCGUGUUUUACAUCUAUCACAAACCUUCAAACUCUCGACUCCUCUUCGACUUGGGGGUCCGGAAGAACUUUCGAACGCAUUUUAGUCCACACUUAAUGAAAGGGCUGGAUGAGAUCCACAUGCAAAUCAGCGUUGAGAAAGACGUGUCCGAAAUUCUGGUCGAGCAUGGCGUACAACCUGGCGAUAUUGAUAGCAUCAUCUUCAGUCAUCAUCAUUUCGAUCAUGUGGGUGACACUACCAAAUUUCCAGGCACCACAAGGCUAGUGGUUGGUCCAGGGUAUAAACAGAGAUACUUACCAGGGUGGCCUGAAAAUCCCGAGGCGGCAGAGACGACAAGUGAUACGUAUGAAGGAAGGGGAACUGUUGAGAUUGAAUUCGCGCCCAAUGAUCACCAGGUAUUGACGAUCGGGAAGUUCAAGGCGUACGAUUAUUUCGACGACGGGAGCUUCUAUCUGUUGAGCACUCCGGGACACACGGUAGGGCAUCUUUCCGCACUUGCGAGAACGACAUCCAGCAGUGAUGACGGUGGAGGUUCAACAUUCAUCUUCCUCGGUGGCGACAUCGUACAUUCCUGUAUGGUCUUCCGGCCGACUGAGAAGUAUCCACUCCCGGAUCAAAUCUCGCCCGCACCAAACAGUGCGCCGUUUUCGAAUAGUACAUGUCCAGGCGAUCUCUUUGCAUCAAUGCACCGAUUCCGCAACGAAGAAGAUGGUGAGAGGAAAUCACGGACCACCCCAUUCUGCUUGGUCGCUGGGCCGGAUGAAGACUUGGCCGAGUCUCAGAGGAGCACAGACGAGUUGGCAAACUUCGAUGGCGAGGACAAUAUCUUGACUAUAUUUGCCCAUGACGGGUCCUUACUAGACGUGUUGGAGUACUUUCCACAGAAGGCGAAUGAAUGGAAGAACAAAGGAUGGGGUCCGCAGGGACAUUGGCGAUUUCUAGAGCCUUUGAUGCAGUCCAAGAAGGAGGCUUCUCAUUUGUAG